This is a messenger RNA of Ectocarpus siliculosus, 1509 nucleotides long. The record is from the annotation of a GenBank genome assembly. NCBI's taxonomy places the organism in Eukaryota, Phaeophyceae, Ectocarpales, Ectocarpaceae.
AUGACGACGAUGGCGAUCAUGCGAUACUUCUAUUACACCGACGACGAUUUCAUCCCUCUCAAGAUCGACAACGACGGCGACCGGUUCUGCUUCAAGUGUCGUCGGGCCUUUUGGAAGGGAGAGACGAUCGAAAUUAUCCCGCCUAACACCGUUGGAAACAGAUCGGGGGGUGACAACUACGCCUGGAUUGGGAGGAAGUGUCGCUACAGCUGCGACGAGGGAGCACGGGUCGCGAGAGACAGGGCAACCCCCAGUCCCGGGCGGUUCACCCAGGCGCCGGCGCGUGUUCGAAAGGCGAACGUUGUGCCCUCCCAGCCGUCGAUGCCUUUUGUGGACGCGGUUGCUGUGCCCUCCGAGACGUCGGAGUUCAUUCCACAGGCGGUAGCUGUGUCCCCCGAGCCGUCGAUGCCUGUUUCUAGCACGGGAGUUGCGCGCGCCCAGCCAUCGUGGCGUGAUCAAGAGACGGUAGUUGUGCCCCCCAAGCCGUCGGCGCCUGUUCAAGAGACGGUAGCUGUGCCGCCCCAGUCGCCGGAGCCUACUCAAGGGACGGAAGCUGCCCCCCCACUGCCGUCAGCGCCUGUUUUCAGCGUGGGAGUUGCAACCCCCCAGCCAUCGGGGCGUGUUGUCAGGGGGGCAGUUGCGCGCGCCCAGCCGUCGAUGCCUGUUCAAGAGGCGGUAGUUGUGCCCCCCCAGUCGCCGGAGCCUACUCAAGGGACGGAAGCUGCCCCCCCACUGCCGUCGGCGCCUGUUUUCAGCUUGGGAGUUGCGCCCCCCAAGCCAUCGGGGCGUGUUGUCAGGGGGGGAGCUGCGCGCGCCCAGCCGUCGACGCUUGUUCAAGAGGCGGUAGUUGUGCCCCCCCAGUCACCGGAGCCUACUCAAGGGACGGAAGCUGCCCCCCGCCUGCCGUCGGCGCCUGUUUUCAGCUUGGGAGUUGCGCCCCCCAAGCCAUCGGGGCGUGUUGUCAGGGGGGGAGCUGCGCGCGCCCAGCCGUCGACGCCUGUUCAAGAGACGGUAGGUGCGCCCCCCCAGCCAUCGGCGCCUGUUGAAGAGAUGGACGUUGCGCGUCCCCAGCCGUCAAUGCCUGUUGAGGAGAUCAAGCCGUCGGCUCCUGCUGAAGAGGCGGUAGUUGUGCCCCCCCAGCCGCCGGCGCCUGUCGACGAGACGGUAGUUGUGCCCCGCGAGCCGUCCACCCCUGUUCAAGAGACGGUGGUUGUGACCCCCCAGCCGCCGGUGCCUGUUGCAGAACCUCAAGUUGCGCUCCCCCAGCCGUCUGUGCCUGUUCAAGAGACGGUAGUUGUGCCUCCCCAGCCAUCCACGCCUGUUCAAGAGACGGUAGUUGUGCCCCCUCAGCCCCCGGCGCCUGUUGAAGAACCAGAGGGUGCGCCCCCCCAGCCGCCGGCGCCUGUUGAAGACACGGAAGGGCAGGCUAGGAAAGGGCUUUUGGCGAGGAUUUUCAAGUGGAUCACCAGCUGUGUAUGCGUAUCAGAGGGAGGGUGUCCUACUUUUUAG